This is a messenger RNA of Yarrowia lipolytica CLIB122, 2802 nucleotides long. RefSeq lists its product as uncharacterized. The record is from RefSeq and is a predicted model, not a curated record. Lineage: Eukaryota; Fungi; Ascomycota; Dipodascomycetes; Dipodascales.
AUGAGCGAAAACAACGGGCCUCCUGAUCCGGCCCGGGACGCGGUGGCGCAACUAUUGCGGAGCGCUCUGCGUCGAAAUCUGGACGUCCAGCACAACAGAGAGGUGGUUCAGGAGUACAUGGACCGGCUUCUGAAUGGAGAUGGUACGAACACAGACGCAGCGCCAGGAGACACAAAUGCAGCGACGGAGACAACAGAAGCACCAGCAUCGACAGAGGCGGCAAGCGCGACGCCAGCAGAGACUUCUUCGACUGCUCCGGGCACACAAACACCCCCUCAACCGCCUCAUCGACACAUGCCUCGUGAUCGGCCUAUCAUGUUGGUUACAUAUUCACUAGGUACAACUCAGGCGCCGCCACCCGGCACGGCUGACAACACCAUCUGGAACCUGGCGACGGAGGCAUCGCGACAGGCCCGGGAAGCCCGUGGACGUGAAGCUAGAGGCCGUGCUGCUGACGGAGGAACCGCACAAGCAUACCGAUCUCGGUCCCAAUCGCAACGAAGAGCCGGAGAUCGCACCCGGGAACGAUCCCCCAUGCGUACACGGGUCAGUGAUGGUGGAGCCGAGGCUGCCAGAGAAACGGCAGCAGCAACCACUGACUCCACCGCUGAGCCAGACGAGGCUGGUCACGUGCAUCUCAACCAAGCCGCCGGAGGCUGGUUGAGCAACCCAUUGAUCCAGCGGCUGCUGCAACGGCGGGCUGCUGGAGAGGAUGAUGCUGGAACAGAUGCGCCUCCAGACACAGCUGGUGAUGCCCCCAACAUCACAUUCAGUCCCGGAGGAAUCGACCACCGCCCUGAUGGCACUACUACGGCUACAUUCACUAUCCCUACACACAUGUUUGCCGGUGGUGUUCUAGGAGGAGGGCGACACAAGCCCAAGGCAUCACGACGGGUGAUUCGCAACCUCGAAACGCUGGAGCUGAGCGAGGUGGUGGAGCAGAACUGUCCGAUCUGCUACGAUGCAUUCGAGGAGAAGCCGCUGGGCUGGGACGCUAUUAUCGCCAAGUUGGCCGAGCAGGAGAGAAAGCAGGAGGAGGACCGACAGCAAGAGAGUCGAGGGCUGGCGUCGGAGGCCAACACAUCCAGUGCAUCUGUGUCUUCGGAUCCGUCGUUCGAUUUCAACCAAGUUAAUCCUGCGACUUCAGUACACGGUCCAGUGCUCAUUGAACUAGCUUCUCCCAGUGAAAGAGCCAUUCAGGCCGAGGCUGACGAGAUUAUACGGGCUAGAAACGAUCCUGGAGUCGAGGAAAACUUGCGCCAGGCUCUGGACGAGGCUACCAAUCAGAUUCGGUACAUUGUCGACACCCCUGAAGAUGCUGCUGCCUUCAGAGAAGCCAACCCUCAACAGCUGUGUCCUAUCAUACGUGUGGACCCGGAGGCAGGUCCACGUCAGCCGUUUGUGAUUCCCCGGAUCCCCGAGGGUCUACGGGAGGCACAUGAGGAGGUUGCUUUGCAUCGGGUACAACAGCGGGUGAUGGAACGGACUGUUGAACGGCAGUUUGAGCGUCAAACUACGGGUGGAACGACAGAGCGGACGCCGCCAGCUACUGCUGGUACCUCUUCUACGGGAUCCACGUCUGAGACAGGGGCUGAGACAGGGGCAAACGCAGAGUCAAACACAGAGACAGAGACUGAGUCGGAGGCUAACUUCCCUGAGAGUCACGUGGCAACCAAGAUGCCCUGUGGUCACAUUUUCGGCCAUCUAUGUAUCUGUGAGUGGUUGCGGUCAAACAACUCGUGCCCUCUGUGCCGAGUGACCGUUGAGUCCGAGUCCGAAUACCUGCAGGCUACCGGUCAGCCCGACGAGUCUCGGUCUGGCGGCUUCUUCGAGGUCCUCUUCAACGUACUACCUCGUGUUUUCCAGGAGAUUGAGGCAGACCGACGCCGUCACAACAAUAGCAACAAUCCCCAGGGCCCCCAGACCGCGCAGGGCGAGAUCAACGCCAGCGAUAUGUUCCGUGGAGUUCCUGCAGCAGCUAGAGCUACUGGGACAGCUGGUGUAGGUACCAUUGACGCCCGACCUCCAGUUGUCGGGCCUCAAGGGAACGUGCCUCACUUUCUGAGCCGUGGAGUUGAAGGCUGGCCGCAGUUGUUCCACGCUCACCGUGUAGAGACUGGCACUGGGCCCACACAGAAUCUGCCUCCCGUUGUAGAUGUGAUUCGGGAGUUUCAAACUAACGCCCGAAGAGCGGCUACAGAAGGAGUUGGGGGUGAGACUGGAGCUGCAGGGAGAACUGGGGCCUCUGGCACGGGAGAAGGUGCUGGCGCUGAACCCCACACUCACAACCACACCCACACACAUGCUCACGUGCACCAGCCAGUUCCUGGCAUCUACGUCUAUCAUCGUCCGUCUGACUUUUUUCGGCUACAUGGAGAUGCAGGUGAGGGUCCACGGCAAGAGGCUAACAGAGUUUCAAGCUCUGGGACUGGGAAUGUUGGAGCUGCAGGCUCUGCUUCUUCGCCUGUGGGGCAGGAGACGUUGCAGGCAAUCGGGACCGACGGUGGGGACUCCGGCGGCAGUCGCGACAGCAACGCGGGCAGUAGCACCGACAGCGGGUCUGCGAGUGCCUCCGGCUCUGGCUCUGGCUCUUCGUCUAGCGGUACUGGAGAAGGACUGCGUAGCCGACUGAUGGAGCCUAUCAUGAGGCGCAUUUUUCGGUCGCGUGAGCCUGAACGUCAUCAUCCCUACCGCCGCACCAGCGGGGGAAAUGGGGGUUCUGAGUCUGGGUCCAAUUUGGGGUCGGGGUCGGGGUCGGGGUCGGGGUCGGGGUCGGGCUCUGGAUCUGGAGUCGGAAAUUAG